Molecule: messenger RNA, 867 nt
Organism: Microsporum canis CBS 113480
Lineage: Eukaryota; Fungi; Ascomycota; Eurotiomycetes; Onygenales; Arthrodermataceae
Product: DNA polymerase epsilon subunit C
Exons: 2
Coding region: 1-867 (288 amino acids)
Biological process (GO): positive regulation of transcription by RNA polymerase II; negative regulation of transcription by RNA polymerase II; transcription by RNA polymerase II
Cellular component (GO): negative cofactor 2 complex; nucleus
Molecular function (GO): RNA polymerase II general transcription initiation factor activity; transcription corepressor activity; transcription coactivator activity
Source: RefSeq, a predicted model, not a curated record
AUGACAGACCAAGACAACUCAUACAGACCGCGCUCACCCGACUUCUCGGGUUUCCCCGGCAGCGUUCCCCCCUUCCACGACUACAGCCAGCACUCCUACGCUGCAGCCUUCGCGACCCCCAUCUCCCCUCAGGCCUCCUACGACGCCUCCCCUUUCUUCAGCCCACAAACUCACCAUCAGCAGCAGUACCCAUAUCACCAGCAGCAGCAGCAGCACAACCAUCAACAGUACCAUCAACAGCCCUACAUACCUCAGCUCUACUCCCCAACGGACGAGAUGGCCCCCCACACCCGGUCCCGGACCCAGGCAAUGCAGCAGCCUCAGCACAUGCUCGACCACCAGCAGCAACAAUACCAGCAGCAGCAGCAGCAACAACAACAACAACAGCUACAACAACUACAACAGCAGCAUCAGCAGCAUCAGCAGAAAGGGGGCGGUGGAGAGACAAUGGAACAGCCAGCGCCAGCGCAGCCGGAGGAGAAGAGCCUGGGACCCUCCGGCGGUAUAGAGGUCAAGACCAAGUUCCCCGUCGCCCGGAUAAAGCGCAUUAUGCAGGCGGACGAGGACGUCGGCAAAGUCGCCCAGGUCACUCCGAUCGCCGUCUCCAAAGCACUGGAGCUAUUCAUGAUAUCGCUCGUCACCAAAGGCGCCCAGGUUGCCAGGGACCGCUCAUCCAAGCGCAUAACGGCAAAUCACCUCAAGGAGGCCAUUGGCAAGGACGAAGUGCUCGACUUCCUGGCUGACAUCAUCUCCAAGGUGCCUGACGCACCAGCGGGCAAGAAACACGACGAAGACGGCAGCGACCAGAAUGAGAAACCCAAGAAGAAGGGCAGUCGGCGGAAGAAAGAAGAUAUGGACGAGGACUAA